GGUGAACGCGGCAAAUUGUAUUGAAAUUAGAAGGCAGGGGGCGAAGCGCUUGGUAUUGAAGAGGAGAUAACUUCUGCCAUGGCUUGGCAAUUUUACUGCCCCAGACACUAUGGCUUAACCAUGAACGCAGUUAAUGAUUUUGUGCAACAACAUUCGUUUGUGGAUGUGAAACUUGUAUGCAAGAACAAAAAGACUGUGUAUUCCCACAAGUUAAUACUGGCUUCAGCUAGCCCGUUUCUAAAGGCUGUUAUUGAAGAAAUGAGCAAUUCCGAUGAUAUGGCUACCUUGUUUUUACCUGAUUUCGAUUAUAAUAUUGUUACUCUGUUGCUGACGUUCCUCUGCGAAGGUAUUAUGAAACUUACAUGGGAAGAACUAGGAGAAUUCCGGGAGCUUUGUAAUGGGCUAGGUAUGAAUUUCCCUGGUGCCGACGUAGUAAAGGUAUUAAAUGAGUCUCAUUACUCGCAAACGUCGCAAGCAACUGACAUCGCAGCAAACCCAAACGCAAAUACAGAACGCGGAAUACGUACUUCGUCUUCGCUCGUGUCUUCCAGAGAAGCUUUCCAUACACCAGCGAAGGUACCUGAUACAAGCAGUGCCUUCGCAUCCAUAGUACCAAAGAUAGAAGACUGUGAAGACUGUCAAAAUAUUCAACUGACGCAGCCUGUACCUAGGAAUGAUAGUCAAAACACAGUGCAGAAUCUGGAUGUUAGGAAUAUACAGCAUAGUCUUACUGACAGUGAUUAUUCUCAAACAGAGGAACAUACACAGAUGAGUUUGGAGACUAGUGAAAGUGUUAUGUAUUCUAAUGCCACAAGUAGUGGUGGCUCUUGGAGAAAAGUGAUGUGCUCACACAGUGAUACUCAUACAGAUUUAAAUGUGUGCCAUGCUAAAAGUUCAAUGCAAAAAUCAUCACAAAGUAAUGAAACAUCUCGCAUGCAUUCCUUGCCUUCUGUGCCAAUGUCUGUUGAACAAGAUAAUUUUCAUAGCAGCAACUCUCACUUUGCUCAUCAAAAAUCAAGUACUCACCAAAUUGUGAAACAGUCAAAAGCCACAGAACAAAGUGCAUAUCACCAAAUAAAGAAACAGUCAAAAGCAAAAACGAAAAAACUCCAUAGUGAUGCAGGUGUACAAAAGACGCAUUUAACACAGAUUUUGAAUUCAUGUUCUGUUCACAAGAAGCUGCCAGAACUACCAGGUGCCACUUCUCAUAAAAUAAAACUAUCACCACAUGUGAAAAGUAGCAGUAGACCGAGUAACUCAAAAGGCCAUAGUAAAACACAAUCUGUUCAAAAAUAUGUACGUUCAAAGAAGAGAAAAAAUAGUGAGGGAUCUGGGAGUGCCCCAGAGUAGGUGGAAUAAAUUGUAAAAAAACUCGAGUUGAUGACAAUUUGUGUGAGAAGUGUGACAGUUUGUCUUGUGAAAGUUGUGUUGUAUACUGUUGUGAAGAACUUCAAACUAUGGGGGAGGAGACAUUGUAAGAGAAUAGUGUACAUUCAGGUAAGAAAAUUUGUCAUGAGGUUAUAGAUUAGGCAACACGAAUUAGUUUGGGAUGAGGCAACUAAUUGGAAUUGGACAUAAAUUUUUUCACUACCUUAAAUAAAAUGAAAUUAAAAUUUGUAAUUUUUCAUGUCAAUGGUUCACAACUGAAUGCUUAUA
Molecule: messenger RNA, 1656 nt
Organism: Schistocerca nitens (vagrant locust)
Lineage: Eukaryota; Metazoa; Arthropoda; Insecta; Orthoptera; Acrididae
Product: transcription factor Ken-like
Exons: 3
Coding region: 79-1350 (423 amino acids)
Molecular function (GO): protein binding
Source: RefSeq, a predicted model, not a curated record